Molecule: messenger RNA, 534 nt
Organism: Eptesicus fuscus (big brown bat)
Lineage: Eukaryota; Metazoa; Chordata; Mammalia; Chiroptera; Vespertilionidae
Gene: TNFSF18
Product: TNF superfamily member 18
Exons: 3
Coding region: 1-534 (177 amino acids)
Biological process (GO): T cell proliferation involved in immune response; tumor necrosis factor-mediated signaling pathway
Molecular function (GO): tumor necrosis factor receptor superfamily binding
Source: RefSeq, a predicted model, not a curated record
AUGAGUUUGAGACACAUGGAGAAUAUGCCUUUACAUCAUGAAAGCCCUCCAGGAGCACAGAGGCCACGCUGGAAGCCAUGGGUCUUCUCAGCACUGGUUAUUGUGCUACUAGUCUGUUCCUUCAGCACAGUAAUUUUUCUUUUUCUUCCCCUACAGGCAGUCAGUGAGCCCUGUGUAGCUAAGUUUGGACCAUUGCCUUCAAGAUGGCAAAUGGCAUCUCCUGAGCCUCCUUGCGUGAGUCAGAUAGCUGACUGGAAGCUGAAGAUACUUCGGGAUGGCUUGUAUUCCAUUUAUGGUGAAGUGGCUCCCAAUAAAACCUACAAGGAACCAGCUCCUUUUGAAGUGCGGCUGCGUAAAAACAAAGGCAUCAUACAAGUUCUAACAAACGACGCUACAAUCCAGAAUGUAGGAGGGACUUAUGAGUUGCAUGCUGGAGAUAUAAUAGACUUGAUCUUCAAUGCUGAACAUCAGGUUCUAAAGAAUAAUACGUACUGGGGGGUCAUACUGCUAGCCAAUCCCCAAUUCAUCUCCUAG